Molecule: messenger RNA, 186 nt
Organism: Pelecanus crispus (Dalmatian pelican)
Lineage: Eukaryota; Metazoa; Chordata; Aves; Pelecaniformes; Pelecanidae
Source: RefSeq, a predicted model, not a curated record
GGCUGCGGCGCAGCGCUUCCCUGGCCACCAAGGUCUUCGUGCAGCGGGAUUACAGCGAUGGGACCACGUGCCAGUUCCAGACUAAGUUCCCCCCCGAGCUGGAGAGCCGGAUUGAGCGGCAGCUCUUUGAGGAAACUGUGAAAACCCUUAAUGGCUUCUACGCCGAGGCAGAGAAGAUUGGGGGCA